AUGGCUCCCACAUCUUCACUCAUGCCUCCUUCACGGCCAGGCAUCCGACGUCUUUCAUCAAUGACCGCUACCGAAACAGAAGUUAGGCAAGGCGGACCUGUUGUUGUCGUCCCAGAAAGAAUGAUGCAUCAUAGACGAGCUCAUACGCAUAAUGGCGGCUUUGCUGCCUCCAUGGAGACGGCGAGGAAAGAACUGGACGCCCUGAACCUCGAGGAAGAGAGCACUCUGUCAGCCACGUCAAGCUCUCCGCAAACACCUGGCUCUCCAGUCACGCCUCCAGAAGUAGUAAGCGCAGAUGAAUUUGCAUUUGCUUUCGAUAUCGAUGGUGUCCUCGUCCGUGGUGGACGACCCAUUCCAGAAGCCAUUGAGGCUAUGAAAGUAUUGAAUGGCGAAAAUGAGUACGGGAUGAAAAUACCCUAUAUCUUCCUCACCAAUGGUGGGGGUAAAACAGAGGCAGAACGAUGCAUUGACCUAUCACUUCAACUCGACAUUGAAGUCUCCCCUGCGCAGUUUAUCUGUGGCCACACACCUAUGCGUGAAAUGGUUGCAAAGUACGAAACCGUUCUCGUCAUCGGUGGUGAAGGCGAGAAAUGUAGAGAGGUCGCUGAGGGAUACGGAUUCCGUGAUGUCGUUACUCCAGGCGAUAUCAUCAAGGACAAUGCCGCUACCACACCAUUCCGAAAGUUGACCGCAGACGAGCAGAAAAACUCCCGGAAACGCAACUAUGGCGAGACUAAGAUCGAAGCCAUCUUUGUUUUUGCCGACAGCCGUGAUUGGGCCGGCGAUAUUCAGAUCAUGCUUGAUCUUGCCAUGUCAAAAGGGGGCUACAUCGGCACCCUAUCCGAAACGUUUGACGAGGGCCCACCGAUUUACUUCUCUCAUAACGACAUCGUCUGGUCCGCUGCCCACGAUAACGUCCGACUCGGCAUGGGCGCCCUUCGUAAGAUGGUCGAGAUGUUGUUCAAAGAUCUCACCAAAGGCAAGGAGCUUGAGACCAUCGCCUUUGGGAAGCCUCAAAUCGGGACUUUCGAAUUCGCUACUCGUUUGUUGCAGCAAUGGCGCAAGGAUGAGCAUCGUAUCAAUGCUCCUCCCAAUACCGUCUACUUCGUCGGCGACACACCUGAGAGUGACAUAAAAGGUACCAAUAUGUUCAACGAGAAGGCCAAGAACGAAUGGUAUUCCAUCCUGGUACGCACCGGUGUCUAUCAAGAAGGUACCGUUCCCGCAUACGAGCCCAAGGUGACCGUGGACACCGUGCUGGAUGCGGUACACCACGGCAUGAAGCUCGAGUUCGCCAAAAAGAUGAGGAGAGCUAGUGAGAACUUGUCUCUCGACAAUAUUGUCAUGAAAAACAAGAAUUUGAAUGGUGACAACUACUCGCUGAAUGGCGACAGGACUGCCUACCCCUUCACGCCCCCAGCCAGUAUUCGAGAGACCAUCGAGAGUCCUCCUGCAGUAUAG
This is a messenger RNA of Lachnellula hyalina, 1461 nucleotides long. RefSeq lists its product as uncharacterized. Gene Ontology annotation, cellular component: mitochondrion. The record is from RefSeq and is a predicted model, not a curated record. The transcript is spliced from 2 exons. The coding region runs from base 1 to 1461 and encodes 486 amino acids. Gene Ontology annotation, biological process: glycerophospholipid biosynthetic process. Lineage: Eukaryota; Fungi; Ascomycota; Leotiomycetes; Helotiales; Lachnaceae.